Molecule: messenger RNA, 4016 nt
Organism: Pecten maximus
Lineage: Eukaryota; Metazoa; Mollusca; Bivalvia; Pectinida; Pectinidae
Product: COP9 signalosome complex subunit 2
Exons: 13
Coding region: 55-1401 (448 amino acids)
Biological process (GO): protein deneddylation
Cellular component (GO): COP9 signalosome
Molecular function (GO): protein binding
Source: RefSeq, a predicted model, not a curated record
AUUAGGAGAUUCCGGGAAUAACUCCACGGGCUCGUCAUAUUAGUGUGAACGUUUAUGUCCAAAAAAUCCAACAUGUCGGACGAAGAUUGCAUGUAUGAUGAUGACGAAGAAUAUGAUUUGGAAUACUCAGAGGAAAGUAAUUCUGAACCAGAUGUAGACUUAGAGAACCAGUAUUACAAUUCUAAAGCACUAAAGGAAGAUGACCCUAGGGCUGCAUUGGAGAGCUUCCAAAAGGUGUUGGAGUUGGAAGGCAAGGAUAAAGGGGAAUGGGGUUUCAAAGCUCUUAAACAGAUGAUUAAAAUAAAUUUUAAACUGAGUAAUUAUGAACAGAUGAUGGUGAGGUAUAAGAACCUUUUGACUUACAUUAAGUCAGCAGUAACAAGAAAUUACUCAGAAAAAUCCAUCAACUCUAUCCUUGAUUACAUCUCCACAUCAAAACAGAUGGAGCUUCUACAGGACUUCUAUGAAACAACACUGGAUGCCUUAAAGGAAGCCAAAAAUGAAAGGUUAUGGUUCAAAACCAACACCAAGCUGGGCAAGCUGUACUUUGAUAGGGGAGACUAUUCCAAGCUCCAAAGAAUUCUUAAACAGUUGCACAUAUCAUGUCAGACGGACGAAGGUGAAGAUGACCUGAAGAAAGGAACACAGUUGUUAGAAAUCUAUGCCUUAGAAAUCCAAAUGUAUACAGCACAAAAGAACAACAAAAAAUUAAAGGCUUUAUAUGAACAGUCUCUCCACAUAAAGUCGGCCAUUCCUCAUCCGCUCAUCAUGGGUGUCAUUAGGGAAUGCGGUGGUAAAAUGCAUUUACGAGAGGGAGAAUACGAGAAGGCACACACAGAUUUUUUUGAAGCAUUUAAGAAUUAUGACGAGUCUGGCAGCCCUAGGCGUACGACUUGUCUAAAGUACCUGGUGUUGGCUAAUAUGUUGAUGAAAUCUGGCAUCAACCCAUUUGACUCCCAGGAGACGAAGCCCUACAAAAAUGACCCAGAGAUCCUUGCUAUGACUAACUUGGUCAGUGCUUAUCAAAACAAUGAUAUCAAUGAAUUUGAGAAAAUUUUGAAAACAAACAGAAGGAAUAUAAUGGAAGACCGCUUCAUCAGAGAACAUAUAGAAGAUUUACUACGGAACAUCAGAACACAAGUGUUAAUCAAACUGAUCAAACCCUACACCAGAAUACACAUACCAUUUAUCUCUAAGGAACUCAACAUAGACCCUAUGGAGGUAGAGAAUCUACUGGUUUCCUGUAUUCUUGACAAUGCCAUACAUGGGAGAAUAGACCAAGUGAACUUGGUGCUGGAGCUAGAUCGGGAGGCCAUGGGUACAGCCAGAUAUAACGCCCUGGACAAAUGGACGGCUCAACUACAAACCGUACACUUAGCUGUGGUCAACAAGACAGCAUGACAUUACUGACCAGCAAAAGACUGACCAUUGGGUCUUAUAACUUAUUGAUACCUUUAAACCAGAGUGCUGGUUGUUACAUAUGAUGGCCUCCAUUCAUUACUGUUCUGGACCGGUAUGAUGCUGGAGUUUUCCUUCUUGACGAAUGUCUUCAGGUAUAAUGGUUACCUUUUCAUUUGAUCUAUCUCUUGAGAAGUGGAAGACUUUGGCAAGUGUUAACUCCCCAGUCUUUGUUUCCAUGAACAGAAGACAUUCAAUUGCUAUUCAUUAAGACUUGGAAAACUAAACAAAAAUUUGUUAUGCCACAUACAUUCUUGGUUUGAAAUGUAUAUAUCGUGUACCCUUGGAACAUCAGUUCUCGGUUGAUGAUUAUCGAGGUAAUGGAAUUUUUAAGGAUUUUCAAUUUUGUAUACAGCAUCUCGAAGUGCUUUUUCCAUAAGAAAGGACCAAGGACCCUGUAUAAACUGGAUGUACUAAAAUCAGCCUGUGAAAACUUAUUGCAGUUUUCCAGAUGAUGUGUACACAACAGAAACUUUGUGAUUUCAGCCUCCAGGAAAUAGACUAGUGCUUUUAAGGUUAUGUUAACAAGAUAUUUCUUACUUUGAGAGGUGGGUCGGGUGCAUUUGUCAGAACCUAUGUUCUAAGAGUCCUGACAUUAAAAUUCUACUCUACACAGUGGGUACAUGUACUGUAUACAUAUAAAUGUCUAGACUAGCAGGCUCAAGACUUUGUAAAAGACUAAGUUAUGCUUCACACAGAAUGCAUUGCCUUGGACAAUUUCUUUGAUCAUGAUCUGAAUGAUUGGACUUGUUGACAAAGACUUUCAAGGCCUAUAUGAAUAUCUGAAGGUCCAUAAAAUAACUUUUAUGCCGGAAAUGUUUUAUUUUAAAAUAGAUGGACCUAUUUAUGCACCUCAACGCAAAAUGCCCUAGGUUAAACAAGGUUCUUCACGCUUAAAUCUGAAAAAUAAAUGCAGUUUGACAUAGACUGUAAGAAAUCAGUGUCAGGAACGAAGAUGUUCUGCAGUACACAAAAGUUAAAACCACUUAUGGUUCUAAUGUAUUCUGAUAAAGAGAUGUUUUGUACACAAGAUCAUGAUGCCAAACAACAUAAGUCAUGUAAGCUUGUGCAAAGAUAUAACAUUAAAUUUUUUUAAAUAAAAAAAAAAUCAGUUUGUCAUUUUUAAUCCAUCAUCAUCGGUUGGUGGAAUGUUCAAAUGGCCUUUCGUCCAUGAUCAAUUGUCUGUCCAACCAAAAUUAAUCUUUAUUGCUAUUUUUUCAGAGGUACAUUAAUUUUGUAGUUUCCUGUUGGUACUUCUGAAAAAAAAAAUGGCCAACAGACGCCAUCUUAGAUUUUGACAGUUUAUAUUUGCUAUAUAAUAGCUGUUUCUUGCUUAGUUUCCAUUGGACCAUAUAUUGAAAUAAAAGCAGAUAUCAUUUGUAUUCAGAUGCAUAAAUGACCCAGACAAAUAGAACGGAUGUAUUAAUUUUAUUUUAGUCUGUAAACAAUGUGAAAAAUAUGAGUUUAAAAAGAUACAAUACUGAUACUAGGAAUGUUCCUAUAUGUAAUAUCACAGUUAGUGUGGAGUGAAUGUUUCAGUUGCUACAGGUGCCAAUAAAUAGUACAUCAAAUUGCUGUCAUAUAUAUAUAUAAAAAUAUCAAAUCCAACUUAUUACUGUAACAGAUUAAAUACAUUUUCCCAAAUGAUCUGUUGUAUUUAGCUUUGCUGAUUAAGAAUAAAUUUUCUUCAUGAAACUUCAUAAUUUUAUGAACUUCUGUCAGCACAUUUCAAUAUAUUUUACUUAAUAAUCAGACAUGCAGUUAUUGUCAUAUCUACACACAGAAAAUAUACAGAUGUACUAUUAACAUUCAAAACUGCUAAGAAUCUCAACACCAUCCUUAAAUAUUUCUUGGAGUAAGUUCAAUUUUCCUCUCUGUGCCCCUGGAAUAUGCUCUAGUUACAAUUAGUUAGCACAAACUGUAAGUAGCAAAACUCUUAAUAAGAAUAUCGAAAAUUCUGAGAUGUACAAGAUGAUGUCAGGGGAUGAAGGCAGCUGCACAUGAACAUUGGCGGAAGGCUAAUAAUUAAUAACUUCAAGAUUAUAUAAUUAAUCAUACCUUCAAAAAUCACCUAUGUUAAUAAAUUAUAUGAAAAUGAUACAUGUAUUUAAUUCCUUUGCUCAGUAACCAUACUCUGAAAUUAUUAAUCAGGAACACAAAAAACAAUUGCUAGUUUUAAUACUACAAAUCCUUACUUCAGUAUUACACACACUAUAUCCAAUCAUGUUAUGAAGAAUAAAGAACUUCAGCUGUGAGACAUGGUUUUCUUUGUGGCAUUACAAUCACAUCAAAUAUCAAACAUCAAAUUCAUACAGGAUUUGUACAUAACCUAACAUUUCUAAGAACAAGUUGUUGUUACUUUCGCCAGAUCAAUGGGAUUUUUUUUAUCCCAAAAUGAAUUCAAGUAGGGAAAUACAAAUGCAAAACACUUCAGUUGAGAUUUUUUUUACAAAAGAUUUAGAUAUUUCGUUCCCAAAAUAACAAGUGUGCCUGCAGAAGUCAUUUGAGAUAAAGAAUUGUUUUACGAGAAAAUUAAAUUAAAAAAAAAACAAAAAAAA